This is a messenger RNA of Formica exsecta, 1349 nucleotides long. RefSeq lists its product as uncharacterized. The transcript is spliced from 2 exons. The coding region runs from base 28 to 534 and encodes 168 amino acids. The record is from RefSeq and is a predicted model, not a curated record. NCBI's taxonomy places the organism in Eukaryota, Metazoa, Arthropoda, Insecta, Hymenoptera, Formicidae.
ACCAGACAUCAUGAUAAAAUUACUGCGAUGACAGUACAUUCACAGACAGGAAGUAUUAAUGAAACAUCUCAAAUAGACGCCACGGCAACUAACACAUUGAUAACAGAUACAGCAAUGAUGGAUUGUAGUUCCGAUAUGCAUAUUUCUAAAAUUAUGGAAGAGUCAACUGUCAACGAUAGUUUGCAAAUGGAUAAAUCACAACUCAUCGAACAAGUGAAUGUUGAUAUAAAAUCUCAGUCAUCUAACAGAAAUGUUGACAUAAAAUCAUUGCCUUCUACUAGCUCUGACAUGUUUAGCUGUGAAACUGACGUUCCAUUGAAAAUUUUGCCAAGCGAUACCCCGGAAAAAGACAUAUUAAGAAACAAAGUUGUAUCAUUGGGACGAUCACUUGCUGAAAAGUCAAAUGCUAUCAGGAAGUUACAGAAAAAGAAUUGGAAUCAGCAAAAACAAAUAUCUAAAUUAAAAUCCGUUAUACACCAGCUAUACACGAGCUUGGUAGAAAAAGAAUUAAAAAAACGUAAGGCUCUCAAAUGAAAAUCACAAGUUUAAAUAAUCGCGGGCUAGUAAGAGCUAGAUGUGGAUGAUGGUGCGCCAUUUUCACAGAAAACUUAUUUUUCUAUAAAACUAAUGCACUACUAUCCGCGUUAGGCUCUUACUAGCCCACGAUUAAAUGCUGUUAGACUGAGUGUAUAUACAAAGUGUAUUUUUAGUGUAUUUACAUGUAUUUACAAGAUGCGUGUGAGUGCGCGCGCGCGCGCGCGCAUGUAUAAACGUGUGGGUUGUGUAAGCGUGAGGAGAAUGCCGAAUCACUGUAUAUAUUGAAUGCGUGUGUAUAUGUACAAUACAUGUGUAUAUUGUAUAUGUCGUAGCUAGAUUACAUAAUCUGUCGUUUUAUAAAACGUCUAGGCAUUUUAUAAAGUGCGGCCACAUUCUCAAGUCAUGGUUAAAAAUGAAAUAUUUUACAAUCUGGCUAAGAAUUUUAAUCUUUUUAUAAAACGCUAACAAGCCAAAUGAACCAGCCAGAAUCUAAAACGAUGAACAAAUCGUUGCGUUCGACAAUGUGGUGGGUCGCUUAGCGUUUUAUAAAAAUAUUAAAAUUUUUAGUUAGAUUGUAAAAUAUUUCAUUUUCAACCAUGAUUUGAAAAUUGGCCGUACUUUAUAAAAUGCCUAAAUGUUUUAUAAAACGAUGGAUUAUGUAAUCUGGCUACGACAUAUAUACCUUAAUGUAUCUUGUGAUAAACCAAUAAUAGCUGUGGAAAGACAUUAUUAUCUUAAAUAUUCUUUUUAAGUGAACAGAGAGAGAGAGAGAGAGAGCCUUUACAAAAAAUAUAUUUUAAUAUUUUAUAUUU